AUGAGGCACGUGGAAGCGAGCGCCAAAGAGGAAACUCACAUUCACGCGCAGUCGCUUAACUCGAGUCUUGACCUUAGCGCUCUCUUCACCAUCUACAUACUUUUCACUCGUUCAUCGUUCAAGCGUCAGCAUCCAAGCGUCAAGUCUCUUCGUCGUCGUUCAGCAAAAAUGCCUACCAACUUCAACGUUGAUAGAGCGAUGGCGGUGAUCCGCAACGAGCAUAGAAAGCUCCUCACUCUCACCUUCACCAACCACUUCAUCUAUUCGGGCCAGUUCCUCCCCAAGCGUGAUGCCGCCCACCCACCUCGUAUGUCGUUCCCUCGCCUCAAGAGCAAUGGAACCUACAUGAUCGUGUGCCUCGACCUCGACGCCCCAUACCCCUCGUGCCGCAUCCUCGGCCCCAAGUGCCUCUGGAUCCAGUCCGGUCUGGAGCCAAUCGUGAGCGAAAGUGGUCACUUCUUCCUCAGAGUGGCAGCCCCUUUCAUCGCCAACUACGUUGGACCUAAUCCCCUUCCUGGAAGUUCGCCGCACCGCAUUCUUUUCAUUCUCUAUGAACAGCCUGCUGGAUUCGAAGUCACUCGAUCCUCUCCCACUGGUGGCAAGAAGAUGGGAGUCUGGUCUCGCAUGCGUUUCGAUCUUGACGGCUGGGCUAGAGAGAUUGGUCUUGGCCCUGUGGUCGGAGCUAAUUAUUUCGUCAGCAAGUGA
Molecule: messenger RNA, 705 nt
Organism: Aspergillus niger
Lineage: Eukaryota; Fungi; Ascomycota; Eurotiomycetes; Eurotiales; Aspergillaceae
Exons: 3
Coding region: 1-705 (234 amino acids)
Biological process (GO): regulation of Ras protein signal transduction; regulation of proteolysis
Molecular function (GO): peptidase inhibitor activity; phospholipid binding
Source: RefSeq, a predicted model, not a curated record